Molecule: messenger RNA, 866 nt
Organism: Prunus persica (peach)
Lineage: Eukaryota; Viridiplantae; Streptophyta; Magnoliopsida; Rosales; Rosaceae
Product: cold and drought-regulated protein CORA-like
Exons: 2
Coding region: 103-552 (149 amino acids)
Source: RefSeq, a predicted model, not a curated record
UAAACAGCGGUGAUCGGCAAAGCCUAACAUUCACUCGCAUCUUCUGCCUUAAACUAGCAAUCUUUCUUGUGAGAUUUGAGUAGCAUAAGAUUUCAACAAGUCAUGACUUUCAAAGCUUUCCUUUUGCUGGGCCUUCUGUUUGGCUCUGUGGUUCUCAUCUCUUCCACUGUCGCAGCUGAGACAUCCAAAGAUGAGAAGAAAGUGGAUGAGGCACAGGAAGCGAACCCCGUAGAUGACGCAAAACCAUAUUGCGGGUGUUGCACUCGUUAUGGCUACUAUAGAUGCGGCCCACAAUGUUGUCGGCAACCUGAAGCUGAUGAUCAGCCUCAAGAAGUAGGCGAUAGCCUUGAAACGAACCGGCCUGACGGAUAUGGAUAUGGUGGAGGCGGCUACGGAGGGGGCCGUGGUGGAGGCUAUGGAGGAGGAGGCCGUGGAGGUGGGGGCCGCGGUGGUGGCUAUGGAGGAGGAGGCCAUGGAGGUGGCCGCGGGAGAGGUGGUGGAGGAGGCGGCUAUGGCCGAGGCGGUGGCGGUGGCGGUGGCGGAGGAAACUGAAAGGCCCCGAGCUAAACCCACUAUAUGAGAGAACUAUGUACAUAUAGAAAUCGUUCGUUCUUAAAGUAUGGUAGAGAAGAACAGAUGAAUAAGCUCUCCAUGUAUGCAUGGGAUCAUGUACGUAUAUGUAAUAUGUUUUUUCCAUGCACGAGGAUGAGUGCAUGAUAAAAGGGUCAAAUAUCACCUGACUUGACCCCAGCUAGCUAGCUCCAAGGACUGACCAUAUAAGUCAUUGUAGCUGGUUUAUGUGUUAUAUAUAUAUAUAAAAGAGUAGUAUCUUCACUACUUUCUACUUGUUUUUAAUGUUGCUUUUU